UCCGAAAUUGUGACAUUUCCUCAACCAGAAGAGGUUCGUUAUAAAAUAGCAUUUAUUACAAGGACUAGUUGUUCUGCGAUUUCUACAGACAAGAUAUUGACGGUGGAAGAUACCUGCAGGAGAGUCUGAACAUAACCCUGUUGAUAUUUGAAUGCACCUGUGCUGUGAGGUCAUAAUGUUCCCUUGGUGGCUCUUGGGUUUCCUAGCCCUCUGCCCUGGGUCGCUCUGCACAAACCCUGGUAUCAUUGUGAGGAUCACACAGAAUGGACUGGCGUAUGGGUGGCAGAUAGGCAUGGUUGGUUUGCAGCAGAAUUUGAAGUCCAUUAAAAUCCCUGACAUGUCGGGGAUGGAGAAAGUGCCGCUAAUUGACAACGUGAAGUACAGCUUGACAGAGAUGCAGAUUGUAAGUGUCAAUCUUCCCCAGUCAGCAGUCAGGCUAUCUCCAGGCACUGGGGUUGUCUUAUCUAUAGGCAAUGCCUACAUUAGGAUCAAGGGGAACUGGCAAGUAAAAUAUCAAACGGUCAUUAAAGACAACGGCUCCUUCGAUCUGUCAGUUAGUGGCCUGACAGUUUCGGCAGGUAUUGGAUUGUCCUGUGACGAGACGAGACGUCCCACAGUGUCGAGUGCCAGCUGCUCUACCAGCAUCAAAGAAGUGAAAAUCAAGUUCCAUAGCCAGUCAAGCUGGAUGUACAACCUGUUCUCAAAUUUAAUUGAGAAAUCCCUUCACAAAGCAUUCAGUGACAAGAUUUGUCCCUUGGUCUCUGAUGCUAUCAGUGGACUUAAUCCUCAGCUGAAAACUUUAAAUGUGCUGGCGAAGGUUGAUCGGUACUCAGAAGUUGAAUAUUCCUUGGUUUCUCCCCCUGUGAUCACAAAGAACUACAUUGACUUGGACUUGAAGGGUGAGUUCUAUAACAUCGGGCAGCACCGUGAACCCCCCUUCACCGCGCCCCCCUUCUCCCUCCCCGAGCAGGCCAGCAGGAUGCUGUACGUCGGGGUGUCUGAGUUCACUCUGAAUUCUGCUGGCUUUGUAUACUACAGCGCAGGAGCGCUCCACAUCAACGUUACAGAUGACAUGAUUCCAGAAUCAUCCCCUCUUAGACUGAACACCCAAACAUUUGGAAUUUUCAUCCCUCAGAUUGCGCAAUCCUAUCCUACCAUGUCAGUGAAGCUCACUGUACAAGCCACCAAACAGCCACAUGUAACCAUGCAGCCCGGCAACAUCACAGUUGAGGUGAUGGGAUCCUUCUCUGUCUACGUCAUCAAACCCGACUCCACCCUAGCGCCCCUCUUCAUUUUUGAUAUAGAAGCCAGCACCAGUGCCAACCUGCUUAUUUCAGGGAAGAAACUGGUUGGAUCUGUAACUCUGAACAGAGUGGAAUUGUUCUUGCAGAAGAGCUACGUGGGGCCUUUCCAGAUUCAUUCCCUGCAGACUGUGCUUCAGCAGGCUUUGAAAUCUGUGGUGCUGCCCAAGGUUAAUGAGCUCCUGAAAGAAGGAUUCCCUCUCCCUGCCAUUAAAAAGAUUAACCUCGUUAAUACUCAGAUCCAGAUUCUCAAGGACUAUGUACUGAUCGAGACAGACGUUGACAUCACAGGAGGUCCAGCCAAGUCCAGAGUGCAUCCAGAUGAAGCCUUCAGGGUGGUGAGGCUGAGAGAAACGCCCCUCAGGCUCUGAGAGCUGGCUGACGUGACCUGAAAGAGAUCCACAGUGACUACCCCUUCCUGGACAGGAACGCCACAGCACUGCUGUGCCACUGAAAGAUGCGCUGUACUUGAAUCGUAGAAUUUGUCUUUGUUUGUAUUAAAAGCAGACAUCAUCUUUUUAAACUGCUUUUGAUCCAUAACUUCAGAACCCAUAACUUCGGAAGAGUUUGGCUAGCGCCUUUUUAAAACGCUUGUCUACUUGACUUGGUUUCUUAUAGUCUUCCCUUUAGAUUUCUUUAUGACAACUAAGACUUGAACAAUCUUUAUGUAAAGUUUUUAAAUGUGCUGUUAUUAAAAAAAACCUGACGACGGGUGUCAUAAACUCUGA
This is a messenger RNA of Polyodon spathula (Mississippi paddlefish), 2029 nucleotides long. RefSeq names its product bactericidal permeability-increasing protein-like. Gene Ontology annotation, molecular function: lipid binding. Lineage: Eukaryota; Metazoa; Chordata; Actinopteri; Acipenseriformes; Polyodontidae. The transcript is spliced from 17 exons. The record is from RefSeq and is a predicted model, not a curated record. Bases 152 to 1672 code for a protein of 506 amino acids.